Ricinus communis (castor bean) is the source of this 1385-nucleotide messenger RNA. RefSeq names its product F-box protein FBW2. The transcript has 3 exons. NCBI's taxonomy places the organism in Eukaryota, Viridiplantae, Streptophyta, Magnoliopsida, Malpighiales, Euphorbiaceae. The coding region runs from base 255 to 1244 and encodes 329 amino acids. The record is from RefSeq and is a predicted model, not a curated record. Gene Ontology annotation, molecular function: protein binding.
AAAUCUAUUUAGAUUUCAUUUUACUUUCUUUCUCUUUCUUUCUUUCUUUGGGGAAGCUUUAAAAAGCAAGAAAAUCCAACUCUGCUAAUCUUUUGUUUUCUGUCUUUCGCUGUUCUUGAUUUCAGAGGAUUUGGAAACAUGCGAUUUUCUCUUCUUUUCUACUUGUCAUGCGUUUUAACCAUGCAAACUUUACAUGCAAAUGAUGUUUCUAAGCAGUUUUCCUCUGUAGUUGUAGGGAUCUGUCAAAAGUAAAAAUGGAAGAUGGGAGUGAGUAUCGCUGUUGGGAUGAGCUGAUACCUGAUGCACUUGGGCUAAUCUUUAGAAAUCUUUCUUUGCAAGAGAUACUGACAGUGGUCCCAAGGGUUUGCAAAUCAUGGAACAGAGCAGUUUCAGGGCCUUACUGUUGGCAAGAGAUUGACAUUGAGGAAUGGAGCAAUAAGCGCCAGCCUCACCACAUUGAUCGCAUGCUUAGAAUGUUAAUUGCUCGAAGCUGUGGUUCCCUCCGCAAGCUCUGUGUUAGUGGCAUCCCCAGUGAUGCUAUUUUUCCGUUCCUCGCAGAUCAUGCUGGAUCCCUUCAGACAUUGCGGACGCCAAGAAGUGAAAUAAGCGAUUCAAUUGUUGAACAGAUUGCUGGAAGGCUUUCAACAAUCACUUUCUUGGAUGUAAGUCAUUGUAAUGAAAUCAGUGCUCGUGCUUUAGAGGCUAUUGGAAAGAAUUGUAAAUUGCUUUCGGGCUUGUGCCGAAAUGUGGAGCUAUCAUCUUCAGCAAACCAGCUUCUGCAAGACGAUGAGGCCCAGGCCAUUGCUAGCACAAUGCCUAAGCUGAAGCAUUUAGAGGUGGCUUACCAUCUUCUUAUAAACACUGAAAGUGUGUUGAAGAUCCUUUCAAGCUGCCCUGAGCUCGAGUUUCUGAAUUUGACAGGAUGCUGGGAUGUGAAAUUUGAUAGGAAUUUCCUCCAAGAAAAAUUCCCAAAAUUGAAGGUUGUGGGGCCUCAUUUAUUGGAUUAUUACGAUAUGAAUGACUGGGGAGAUUAUUGCUCUGAAUAUUCAGAUGCAUAUUCAGAUGCUUCUGAAUACUUCGCCUGGGAAAUCUUUUCUGGCGACAUGGAAGAUUAUGAUGAUGAUGAUGACGAUGAUAGUUAUGAUGGGAUGUGGGAUGAUGAGCAAAGGCUGGAAGAGCUUGAGCUAAGGUUUUAUGAAGGAAAUGAGGAUGCCGGAUUAUAUGGUUGGCCUUUAUCUCCAUAGUUCAUGUUUCCUUUUCUUGCCUCUGUUCAGUUUUCUAUUUCUAGCACUAAAUGCAUCUACCUAGUACUUGCUUUAUGCACUGCGAGUAUAUAUAUAUAUAUGUUUCAGUAGAAAUGAAUGAAGUUGUAUGCUUUUGUGUCA